This is a messenger RNA of Humulus lupulus (European hop), 1414 nucleotides long. RefSeq lists its product as uncharacterized. Bases 47 to 1159 code for a protein of 370 amino acids. The record is from RefSeq and is a predicted model, not a curated record. The transcript has 8 exons. Lineage: Eukaryota; Viridiplantae; Streptophyta; Magnoliopsida; Rosales; Cannabaceae. Gene Ontology annotation, molecular function: S-adenosylmethionine-dependent methyltransferase activity.
CGUUAAACACGUCGACUCCUAUUCAGCGACCACACGAUGAUGAGCCAUGAACCAACACAGUAUCACACACACCACUCCUACUAGUUUGCCACUACUCGAUCGAUUCUCAAAUCCAAUUUCCAUGGCGAUGACUUCUUCGUCUUUCAAACCCAUUCUCCACAAACCCUUUUUAUCCCCAAAAUACUCUCAACUCAAUGCAAUUCCCCAUUUGGGUCCUCGUCUCUGGUACUCCUCCUCCUCCUCCUCCUCCGCCCCCGCCAUUCGUGCUAGCUCCGCCUUUACUCUAAAACCGGAGUCGAACGUUGAGAAAAGUCAAACUUCCGAAUCCCCUGAGGUUUUUGCUUGCCCUGUAUGCUAUGAGCCUCUGAUAAGAAAAGGCCCUCCGGGUAUUAAUUUGGGGGCAAUAUAUAGGUCUGGGUUUAAAUGCAAGACAUGUGAGAAGACGUAUUCGAGCAAAGAUAUAUACUUGGACUUGACUGUAACUGCUGCGUUGAGGGACUAUACUGAGGUGAAACCAACAGGGACUGAGUUGUUCCGGAGUCCGCUGGUUUCAUUUUUAUAUGAAAGAGGGUGGCGUCAGAACUUCAACCAAAGCGGUUUUCCUGGUCCUGAUGAAGAGUUUAAAAUGGCCCAGGAAUACUUUAAAUCUGCUGAAGGCGGUCUUCUCGUAGAUGUUAGCUGUGGGAGUGGUUUAUUUUCUAGAAAGUUUGCAGAAUCAGGAACGUAUUCUGCUGUGAUUGCACUUGAUUUUUCUGAAAAUAUGCUGCGUCAAAGUUAUGAGUUUAUUAAGAGAGAUGGGAAGCUUUUAACCAGUAAUCUUGCGCUUGUGAGAGGAGAUGUUUCCAGGCUUCCCUUCCCAUCAGGUUCAGUUGAUGCCGUUCAUGCUGGUGCUGCUUUGCAUUGCUGGCCUUCUUCUUCAAAUGCUAUUGCUGAAAUAACUCGAAUAUUACGGAGUGGUGGGAUCUUUGUUGGAACCACAUUUUUGAGAUACACUUCAUCUACCCCUUUGAUAGUAAGGUCUCUCCGGGAGAGGGCACUCCAGCCAUACAACUAUUUAACAGAGGAAGAGAUUGAGGACUUAUGCACAUCAUGUGGUCUUACCAACUAUUCAAGCAAAGUACAGAAGUCUUUUAUCAUGUUUUCUGCUCAGAAACCUUGAUACACAGUACAUACAUACAAAGUACGAAUCCAAUUGAAUAUCAUUUCCAUUUCUCCAUAACCUGCCUUUGUUGUCAUAUUCCUCCAUUUAUUUGUUGUACAAUGUAAAAUCCUUUAUUUUAGAAACAUUUCAACCAAAAAAAUAAGUAUUAAAGUACUACAACAAAUACAAAAACCUGAAAAAGGUGAUGAACCUGGGGCAGAUGUAAAGUACUAAUAUUAAUUAAUCACAAUUAUGUUAUUUUAUUCACUGAAA